GACGCGGCGGGUGGGGCGUGGGGGAGUGGUCCAGCGAAGACGACGCGUGCAGAUGACGUUUGGCUCGCGGGGCAGCUCGGCAGCAUGGCGUCAGUGGCGCUGAGUGAGGCGGAGAAGGUGUACAUCAUGCACGGCGUACAGGAAGACCUCCGCGUGGAUGGCCGUGGCUGUGAGGACUACCGAUGUGUCGAAGUGGAAACUGAUGUGGUGUCCAACACCAGCGGGUCCGCCAGGGUCAAGCUGGGUCACACAGACAUCUUGGUGGGAGUGAAAGCAGAAAUGGGGAUGCCGAAGCUGGAGAAACCAAAUGAAGGCUACUUGGAGUUCUUUGUUGACUGUUCAGCCAAUGCUACCCCUGAGUUUGAAGGUCGAGGAGGUGAUGACCUUGGCACAGAGAUCGCUAACACCCUCUAUCGGAUAUUUAACAAUAAGAGCAGUGUUGACCUGAAGACCCUCUGCAUUAGUGCUCGGGAGCACUGCUGGGUUCUCUAUGUGGAUGUGCUGCUGCUGGAAUGUGAUGGAAAUUUGUUUGAUGCCAUUUCCAUUGCUGUAAAGGCUGCUCUCUUCAAUACAAGGAUACCAAGGGUUCGAGUUCUGGAGGACGAAGAGGGGUCAAAGGACAUUGAAUUGUCUGAUGACCCUUAUGACUGCAUACGACUAAGUGUCGAGAAUGUUCCCUGCAUUGUCACUCUGUGCAAGAUUGGCUAUCGGCAUGUGGUGGAUGCUACCCUUCAGGAGGAGGCCUGCUCCUUGGCCAGCUUGCUGGUGUCGGUGACCAGCAAGGGAGUUGUGACGUGCUUGAGGAAAGUGGGGAAGGGCAGCCUGGACCCAGAGAGCAUCUUCGAGAUGAUGGAGCCUGGAAGUCCUUCAGGGCAGGGACAGGGUUCUGCUCACCUGUUUUCCAGACCUUCCUUCCCCUCCAUCCACCUCACCUUUCUGACUGACUGACGGAACUUCCAGGAACAGAACCAGCAAGCGUGUGGGCAAGGUGCUGCAUGCCUCCCUGCAGAGCAUUCUGCACAAGGAAGAAAGCCUGGGGCCCAGGAGACAGAAAGUCGGAUUCCUGGGAUGAUCUGUACAUCAGCUGCUCAGCUGUGGAUUGUUUGUUGCUUACUUUCCUUUUAAAUUGGUUUGUAAAUAUUUUUCUUCACUGUUUUGAAUUUAUAGCAACAUUUGUACAUGUAAAAUUAAAGUCUAUUUUCUGAUCUGG
Callithrix jacchus (white-tufted-ear marmoset) is the source of this 1210-nucleotide messenger RNA. RefSeq names its product exosome component 7 (gene EXOSC7). Gene Ontology annotation, molecular function: mRNA 3'-UTR AU-rich region binding. Gene Ontology annotation, biological process: nuclear mRNA surveillance; nuclear-transcribed mRNA catabolic process, deadenylation-dependent decay; TRAMP-dependent tRNA surveillance pathway. The record is from RefSeq and is a predicted model, not a curated record. Gene Ontology annotation, cellular component: cytoplasmic exosome (RNase complex); nuclear exosome (RNase complex). NCBI's taxonomy places the organism in Eukaryota, Metazoa, Chordata, Mammalia, Primates, Cebidae.